AGUCUGUUUGUAUGUAGUAUUCUUACGUAUAGUCCCUCACGCUCUCCCCGUCCGUCGUCGGAGUGGCUGCCUUUAUCGCAGUGCAUCAUCCGUAUACGUAUAACGUACACUCGGUGCGAUUAAACGUCGUCAUCGCGAUAUCCGUUCCCGAGACUGGAGAGUCUCAACAUCGUCGAGGUCGACCCCUGCAGGAGCUUCCUCGCCAAAGCCCCGGAGCCUCGGGGAAGCUGAACGAGCAUACCUCCUGGAGACCCUUGCAGCCAGCCACUCUGAAGAUGCUGGAGCUGGAGGCUUGGGCAUCGUCUGUUCUGGCUGCUGCGACAGCGCUGAAUGACCAAAACUUUGCAAUAUCAUGGUUUGACGCAGUACCAACAUAAACUGUCGUCACUACCAUUAGGGAUUAAUAUGGAUUCGCCACCAUCCUACUCACUGAGUGUAACUGGACCGCUAAGCGACAUUGGCAGCAGCGGUAUUGGAGGCUCCAUAUCCAGUGACUCUGUUCGAGCACAUUUUGCUACUACAGAGCUACAGGAAAGCGACAUGGAGAGCAAAUCUCUGUCCCAGGACUCAUUUGAUUAUUCGGAUGGGAUACACGGUGAAAACUUCAACACUUUGAAAAAAGGGCCUACUUGGACAGAUGUCCUGUCUGCAGCAGCAGCCACAGUUGCAGAGCAAAGGAAGCUGGAAGAAAUUGCUAUAAAACCACCACCUGAAUUCCAGGACAGUCCAUCUCCACCUGAUACUUCUGCCUCGUCUCUGGAACCCCUUACUGCCGAUACCCACACUAUUUUGCACACAAGGAGAAGAGCUUCAAACAGAUGUAUUCGAGAGUUUGCUGAGAGUUUAGUGGAAACAAUAGUGGAGGAAGCUCUGGCCAUAUCGUGUAGAAUAUCUUGGCCGGAAGGAAAGAUUAUUCUGAAGCCUACCAGGCACAUGCCUAACACGGAAAUGAUGCACAUGAGUUGCAGCAAUCGAACAAGUAAAAGCAGUUCAACGCGCAUAUGGAUGUCGGACUAUCUGACGUCCUCCUCACCAGGUCUGGCUACCGCGGGCUAUCAAGGCACCAUCACUAUCACGCCGUUUAGCACUCUAAAUCGACCGAACUCCCGUUCGUCCUUAGCUUCGUCACGACUCUCGAGCUCUCACAAUUCCAUCAACACGACGGGCUUGAGUAACAAGGCCGACGACAGCAGCUUUAUCACCUCGGCCAUGUCGCACGACAUCCUCACGACCAGCCAAAUCAGCGACAUGUACAACGUGCCCUUCGACUCGGACAUCUACACCGUGCCUAUUGACGUUGUUCGGCCGCUGCAUCAUGAGCUACGGACACCCCAACGACCCAAGAGGCACAAGCAUCAUCGGAAGAGGAGAAGGAAUGUAUCAGCAAGCUCGCAGAGUGAAUUCGAGUUUCAUAUACAGCAACAAUCAGCGAGACACUACUGCGGAGGAAUGCUGGGAAAACCAAGAUCCAUUGGGCAUUGCGUGGUCAAGUCACAGAAGAUGCUGGCCGAGGUGUGCUGUAACGAUUCCGGAGCUGCAGCCGUAUCAACGGGAGCUACUGCUAACGGCGCUUGCGGCAACGGCAAGAGGCACAGCGUUCCAGGAACCUCGGCAGCGGCAGCCGCUGCUACAAUGGGCCGUCAACCACAACAGCAACAGCACCAUCGACAACUCACCAAGACUGCUAAUAAUCAUGUACGUAACAUCGGUGAGCCGAUCCACAUGACUCUGCACGAGGUGCGCCAAUAUCUGCAGACUCUCUACUCUUCGGGCUCGAGCGAGAGUUGUGGCGAGGCCAAGAUGAAACGCGACAAGAUGGCCAAGAUGCUGCCGCCCCAAAGCAUCGGUCAGUCGUCUAUUCACCUCGCGGCGAUGCCCAAGUUCCUCAACUUGAAUAACAACAACAAGUACAGCAAUCCCCACAACACAGAUUCGUCGACAACGAACACGCCUAUAUCGAACAAGAGCAGCAACGGCCUCAUUCAGCAUAAUAAUAAUAAUAUUAACAAUAACAACAAUAACAAUAAUAAUAGCAGUAGCAAUGCAAAAAAGCACAAGAAAAACUCGCUUGCCACGCUGAAGAACAAAAAGGCGAAAGACGAGCGGGGCGACGAGAUGAGAACGAGCGACGGUACGGAUAGUACCACUGGUGGAAACAGGGAAAAGAUUAAGAAAAGUCAGCGCAACUUUUCUCUCAACCUCAAGCAGACUCUGUGCAACAUUUUCAGGUUUAAGAAGAUUGGCUCGCCGGAGCAUCAGAUAGUCACAAAGCGCACCAACGUCGUUCACCAACAGCAACCCGUGUCAGACGUGAUCGUUCAAGACGAGGACGACCUGGUGGCUGACUACGAGCAGCAUCCAUCACAGCAGGUGAAUAACAACAACGGUGGCAUCUCGCUAAACGGUGAUUUAGACGACGCCGAGGCUGCAACGACAACGAUCGCCACGACGACAACGACCGUCACCACAACGAAGCUGCCUUUCUUUAAACGUGCUCUGCCACCACUUCCCAGGGCGGUGAUCAACGGACACUCGGAGUCGGGUUUGGAUGCGCAAGUUGGCGACAACGCGAUUGUAAAUGGUGUAGUACCUCUGUGCGAGUCCCCGGCCAAUUCUGGAACCCAAGCCAGAGGUCAACAAAUGGCUGCAGCUGAAAAUGGAGACGAACCUGCGAAUGAGGAUACCAGCAUGGACUUCGCCGCUAGUAUUGAGAAAGUCAAAGACUAUGGAUGGUAUUGGGGCCCGAUAAGCGGUGAAGCAGCGGAGAAGAUUUUGUCGAACGAGCCUGAUGGAUCUUUCAUAGUUCGUGAUAGUAGCGACGAUCAUUAUAUAUUCUCGUUAUCAUUUAGACUUAACAGUUGCGUUCGGCACGUAAGGAUCGAACAUGAUCAGGGUAACUUUAGUUUCGGCAGUUGCACCAAGUUCAAAUCCCAUACGAUCGUGGACUUCAUUGAGAAUGCGGUGGAGCACUCGCGUAGUGGCCGAUACCUCUUCUUCCUGCACCGACGUCCGGUGCUCGGACCGAUGCGCGUUCAACUGCUCCACCCGGUCUCUCGCUUCAAGCAGGUUCAGAGCCUGCAGCAUACCUGCCGCUUCGUCAUCCUCAAAAUGGUACGCAAAGACUUGAUUCCGACGCUGCCUCUGCCGCGGCGGCUAAUCGAUUACCUGAGCGCGCCGCACUACUACAGCGAGCAGUUAGCCUGUGAGCAGGAGGAGCGCGUCGAGUCGCCGGUAAGCUCAUCGACUGGCGAGCUCGAGAAGAUCUGCUUCACUCCACAAGGCUUGUCGUGAGCGAUGCUAUGGAGCGCCCCAAUGCGCCCGAGCUUGGCUAAUCUUCUUCCCCCUCAACGUGCAUUACUAACGUUACGAUGCCGAUGACACGACGUGUAACAUAUUAUUAUGACGAUAUUAAAGGAUACGAUGCUUAGGGUGAGAGAUAAGUACGAGUGUGGGAGAGAAAGAAACGAGAGAGCGCCUGCAGCCUCCUAUUGGAAGGCGAUUGCUACCGUGCGGUAGCGCUCGCGAAUGUGGUAUUAUGAAUGAAUGAAGUUCAGUUGUUUUGGCUGAGAUGUUGCUUGAGAUUGCUGUUUCUGUUAGAGGAAAAUCCUAAGAAUUAAAAUAUAAGUGUUCGAGCAAUUUUUUUCUGACAUUCUUUGUCCAGUUGAAAACGGAUGAUUUGAAGUAAUAAUAAUCAAGCGUAGUAAGAAAAAAAUCCGUUUGAUUGAUAAAUUUCUGGUUGAAAAAUCAAGUGUGUAGUAACGUCUUUUCUAGUAGUUCUUAAGAUUUUGCCUUUAAAUAUUGAAAUUUUGGUCAUACUUUGUUCAACGUUGUUGAAGUGUAGGAAUUUGAAUAAUAGUCAGAAUUGAAUAAUGUUGAACAAAACAAACUUUAAUAAUACAGAGUCCGCGAUUUCAAGUAGUUAAGGUCAAAACAUACUUAUGAGCGCUACUGUACAUAUGCGUAAAGCGACAUUUUUCACCAAGUCAUUUUACGUGCGAGAAGCAACGACGAAUUUAGUUUAGAAUCCGCGUUGACAUUUAUUAUUCGCGUUGAUUCGUAUGUACUUUUGUAAAGUAUAGUUACUUUUUCACCGAAGAUUCUAUGUUGUUUUACACAUUAUCGAUUGUUAUCGAGGAAAGUCUGGUUUUUGGUUUAUAAGAAAAAUACUAUUGUUAUAAAUUUUAAAUUAUUAAUAUAUUAUGAUUAUUAUUAUGAUUAUUAUUAUAUUAUUAUCGCACUCUUGUCGGAAGUAUUAGACGAACAUCUAUUACUUUCCAACAAUUUUCAUUGUUAUCUAUCUUGUAAUAAGCAUAAGAUGCAAACGAGAUAAAAAAUUUUAAUCAUUCUACGAGCGCGAAAUAUUAGGAAUCUUUUUAUACUCGUAUAAUAUUACAAACUAUAAUACAUAAUACGAUAUUGAAUAAAUACUGCAUUAGGAUAAGAAAACUCGUGUAAAUUCGCGGUUUAGUUAAGUGCGCGCACACAAAGCGCACGAGCCAAGCGUAUAUGUAACAAUUCGAUCGAGGCACAAGCUAUAUAAGUAAAUGGCCAGCUUGUCGAACGACCGAACAAAGCACAUUUGCAUUGCGUUUUAACGAAAAUUUUUUCUCUUUUUCAAGAAUUGAUAAAGAAAGACAUCUACUUAAUAGCCGCCAAGUAAUGGUAAAAUUGAAAAAGAAUUAGUGCAAUAUGUAAUCAUCCGUAGAUUUGAAAGCAGCGAUCAUUCUCGCGCGGCCAGCAAGAACGAAGUAGUAGCGUGAUGUUUGACAUACUUUUUAUAGUCCUCCUCCCAUUUACCUUUUGCCCCUAUCCAUUGUGUAUUGAGUUUCGUUAAAUCCAAUGAAUUGCUAGAUCUCGUCCUUUUUUAUAAAAUCUAUAUUUUAUUCCUUAGCUUACUAUCGUUUGAUGCGUGCGUCUAGUGAGUUUUCAAACCAAAAAGCAAGCUGUAUUGUAUGUACAUGUAUAACUUAAUUUACCUAAA
Molecule: messenger RNA, 4981 nt
Organism: Nasonia vitripennis (jewel wasp)
Lineage: Eukaryota; Metazoa; Arthropoda; Insecta; Hymenoptera; Pteromalidae
Exons: 9
Coding region: 331-3291 (986 amino acids)
Biological process (GO): phosphatidylinositol phosphate biosynthetic process; intracellular signal transduction
Cellular component (GO): phosphatidylinositol 3-kinase complex
Molecular function (GO): 1-phosphatidylinositol-3-kinase regulator activity
Source: RefSeq, a predicted model, not a curated record